Didymodactylos carnosus is the source of this 234-nucleotide messenger RNA. Lineage: Eukaryota; Metazoa; Rotifera; Eurotatoria; Philodinida; Philodinidae. The record is from the annotation of a GenBank genome assembly.
AUGAAACCCGGUCCCGGCCCUAUUAAAAGUUCCACGGGACCGUCUCGCAGAUCUCUAGGUCUCGGUCCUGUGAAGUUUGGUCCCGUAAUAAAUCCCGCGGGACCGGGACGAUCCCGCAGACCUCUAGUCGAAAGCGCUGGAUCAGUUGGAGUAGUUCCCUCGAGGAGAAAAGUAAAAAAGAAAAGAAAAGUAGGAUAUACAUAUGAUAUGUUAAAGAUGCUUGUCAAACUAUAA